Conger conger (European conger) is the source of this 4330-nucleotide messenger RNA. Its product is annotated as zinc finger FYVE domain-containing protein 9-like. The transcript is spliced from 18 exons. Gene Ontology annotation, biological process: endosomal transport. The record is from RefSeq and is a predicted model, not a curated record. Gene Ontology annotation, cellular component: early endosome membrane. Lineage: Eukaryota; Metazoa; Chordata; Actinopteri; Anguilliformes; Congridae. Gene Ontology annotation, molecular function: metal ion binding. The coding region runs from base 62 to 3847 and encodes 1261 amino acids.
AGGAGGAAUGCACAGUCAAGCAUAUCCGUACAGCAUUCUGCAGGGUGGUGCUUCCUGACCCAUGGAGAAUUACUUCCAGGCAGAAGCCUUUAACCUCGACAAGGUGCUGGACGAGUUUGAGCAGAACGAAGAUGAGACAGACACUCCGACUCUUUCUGACGCUAAGUGGACCCAGAUUUUGGCUCCGUCCACCCACCUGUUGUCCCUGAACCCUGCCAUCGGUAAUGCCGAUGAGGACCUGUGUCCCCAGGACCCUCCUCCACUGAGCAUCAAGCCCCUUGAAGACUGUUCGUAUGGGACCGGGGCAGACCUGUCCAACGGUGAUGAGCGGGGGCCUGCCUCGGAGCCAGAGGCCUGGGUCGACACCAGAUCACCAUCCCCUCAGCCCAACAUUGGCAAGCUAGUAAACAGCAAGAGCGAGGUUCCAGCAGCCCCAUUCUCCACAGCAGUCCGGAGGACAGACUCUGAGAAUUGUGCACCAGUACUGGAGAACGGUUGUCCAGAUGUCAACGGUUGCUCCGAAGAGCUUGAUUGCUCUGAAGACCUUCCUUCCAUCAACCAAACAAAGAUCUCACAGCCCCACAGUGAUGCCCUUGAACAGCAUGUGGAAAUGGAGGGCAACUGCUUUAAAGAAUCUCAUUUUUCCAUUGAAGAGGAGAAGAGGCAUCUUGGGACGCUUGGAGUUGAAGACCUCACUCUGAACGAGAUGCAGAAGUUGCAGGAUUACAACAGCAUCAUAGGGUCACCGAAGGGACAACAUGACCUGGAUGUACGAAAGAAGCCUUGGGCCAGAGAGGAAGAUGUCAUAGCAUCAUUGGGGGUUGAAGGGCACAGCGAAGGGUUGGAGUCAGAUGCCAUAACUCAUACAGAAAAGAUCCUGAACGGAGAGAUUGUGGAACUGAGUGACAGUGAAGAGACCUGCAUGUGUGUUAAAGGCAUUUCAGCACAGGAGACAUUCACCAUUAUGGACGCAAAAGAGAAAGAGGAGAGCGAUGGCACAAUUUUGAGCAUCUCUUCAGGGGGAGAAAAGCAAACCGAGGCAACUUUACAGGGAGAUUUACACUUUCCGGUUCACUCGCCGGAAGGCUUGGAGGUGGAGGAGUCAAGUUUUUUGCCGGACGACAGGUCCUCCCAGGCGCCCCUCUCAAAGGAGGACUCUGUGACAGAGGAGAAAGAGGUGGAAGAGAGCAAGCUGGAGUAUAAUGACCAAACCCGUGGCGUAGAGGCGGGGGGCACAGGAUUGGGUGCAAGCUCCCUGAAUUUUGACAGCGGCCGACUCCAGCCGGCCAGCGUCCCAUACGGAGGGGCACGACCCAAGCAGCCUGUCAGCACAAAGCCGCAGGGUACGAGGCUGCUUUCAGGCCAGGCUCUGAAUGAGCCGGGCCUGCACGGCAAGAACAAGAACCUGGAGCACCAGUUUGAGCCUGGAGCGGACCUGUCCUCUACUGACGGUUAUGAGGAGGACUCGGGUCUGGCCCGAGUGAAUGGUGAAAAUGGAGAAAGCUUUAAUUUAGGAGGAGAUGUAACGCCAUCUCGGCUGCUGUCCCAUGAGAGCCCAGACAACGAUGUCCAAGCUGGGCACCUUGGGUUACUCUCCAAAAAGCCAUUCAGUGCUCUGGGGGAAGUGGCCCCUGUUUGGGUCCCAGACUCCCAGGCACCCAUCUGCAUGAAGUGUGAGGCCAAGUUCACCUUCACCAAGCGGAGACACCACUGUCGAGCCUGCGGAAAGGUGUUCUGCGCAACCUGCUGCAGCCUGAGGUGUCGACUCAUGUACAUGGACAAGAAAGAAGCACGCGUCUGCAUCACCUGUCACUCUGUGCUGACGAACAGUGAGUCGUGGGAGAACUCGACUGGAGCUUCUAACCAGAGCCCAAACCCCAACAACCCGGCAGAGUACUGCUCCACCAUCCCCCCACUUCAGCAGGCCCAGGCCUCUGGAGUGCUCAGAUCGCCUCCACCCACCGUCAUGGUGCCUGUCGGCGUCCUCAAGCACCCAGGUGCUGAAGGAAGCAUUUCCCGGGAGCAAAGGAGGGUGUGGUUCGCCGACGGGAUCCUUCCCAACGGGGAAGUGGCCGACUCCUCCAAGAUGGCAGCCAGCAUCCCUGCCCCUUCAGCCCCCCUGACCGUGACGCAUGAGUGCGACAAACUCACAGCAGCCGACAUGCCGGGGGCUAUCUCCGUCCCCCCCGCCCCGGGUUCGGGAGCCCAGGCAGGCAGCCCCGUGGGCAGUUCGGUCAACCUGAUCCCCGAGGACGGGCUCCCUCCCAUCCUCAUCUCCACCGGCGUCAAAGGAGGUACGGGGAGCCAGCUCACAGAUUACGCUGUGGAGGAGCGGCCGUCUGAGAUCCUGCUGAUGCAGCAGCUGGAGGAGGGCGGGCCAGACCCCCUGGUGUUCGUGCUCAAUGCCAACCUGCUGGCCAUGGUCAAGCUGGUUAACUAUGUGAACAGGAAGUGCUGGUGUGUGACCACCAAGGGCAUGCACGCGGUGGGCCAGGCCGAGGUGGUGGUUCUGCUGCAGUGCCUCCCGGACGAGAAGAGCGUCCCCAAGGACGUCUUCAGCCACUUCGUGCAGCUCUACCAGGAGGCCCUCGCAGGCAACGUGGUGGGCAACCUGGGCCACUCAUUCUUCACCCAGAGCUUCUUAGGCAGCAAGGAGCAUGGAGGCUUCCUCUUCAUCAGCCCGACCUUCCAGUCCCUGCAGGACCUGCUGCUGCCCAACCCACCCUACUUCUUCGGCAUCCUCAUCCAGAAGUGGGAGACCCCCUGGGCCAAAGUCUUCCCCCUCCGCCUGAUGCUCCGGCUGGGAGCGGAAUACAGAUUCUACCCCUGCCCGCUGUUCAGCGUCCGUUUCAGGAAGCCUCUGUUUGGAGAGACCGGCCACACCAUCAUGAACCUUCUGGCGGAUUUCCGUAAUUACCAGUACACGUUGCCAGUGGUGACAGGCCUUGUGGUGGACAUGGAGGUUCGGACUACGUACAUCAAGAUACCAAGCAACCGCUAUAAUGAGCUGAUAAAGGCCAUGAACAAAUCCAAUGAGCACGUGCUCGCCAUGGGGGCGUGUUUCAACGAGCACGCUGACUCCCACCUCGUCUGCGUGCAGAAUGAUGACGGCAACUACCAGACCCAGGCAAUCAGCAUUCACAACCAGCCACGCAAAGUUACAGGCUCCUGCUUCUUUGUGUUUAGUGGAGCUUUGAAGGCAUCAUCUGGAUAUCUGGCCAAGACCAGCAUCGUAGAAGAUGGUUUGAUGGUGCAAAUAACAGCAGAGAUGAUGGAGGCUCUGCGACAGGCCCUUCGGGAGAUGAAGGACUUCCACAUCCCCUGUGGAAAGGCGGACCAGGAGGAGUGCCAGGAGCAUAUCCACAUACAGUGGCAGGAGGAUGAUCGCAACUUCAACAAGGGGAUCAUCAGCCCCAUCGAUGGGAAAUCCAUGGAGUCCAUAACCAGUAUCAAAAUCUUCCAUGGGUCCGAGUACAGGGCCAGCGGGAAGGUCAUUCGCUGGACAGAGGUGUUCUUCUUGCAAAGCGAGGACCAGCCAAAUGGCCUCAGCGACCCUGCUGACCACAGCCGUCUGACGGAGAAUGUAGCACGAGCUUUCUGUGUCGCACUGUGCCCUCACCUCAAACUGUUGAAAGAAGAUGGCAUGGCCAAGCUGGGGCUACGUGUCACGCUGGACUCUGACCAGGUGGGAUACUUAGCAGGCAGUAAUGGACAGCCCCUGCUCCCUCAAUACAUGAAAGACCUGGACAGUGCCCUGGUGCCAGUAAUCCAUGGUGGAGCUUGUCAGUUGAGUGAGGGACCUGUGGUCAUGGAGCUUGUCUUCUAUAUCCUGGAGAACAUCUCCUAAAAAAGGAUAAUCUGAUCCGCUCAUCUCCUCAAGGAGGACUGUGUUAACCACCCGUCUCCUAAAGGUGGACUGUCAUCCAGUCAUGUCCUAAAGGAAGAUAAUGUCAAUCUUUCCCUCUUUUCCCUUCUCCUGCCUCAUCCCACCCACCCAAUCAUCUGCAAAUCCAAGAGCCUGAAAGCUGUGCUGAAAACGUACUCCUCCGGAUCUUCUAUGCACCAUAUCCAACUACUUUCCAGGCCUGGGCAGCCAAUAGACUCCCAUCAUCAUGGGCUUCCAUGCAGCAGCGGCGUCCCUUCCCAUAAUUCCACUGUGGGACAGAAGCGGAGGCGGCGCGGUCUCGGUCUUGGCGCUGUACCGGACUGGAGACCUGUCUGUAGCACCCACGUGCUGGCAGGGCCCCCCAAAACUCGCCCGCAGCCGUGGGACCUCCGCCUGGGCCAGGGUCUUCGGUCGAGGAACAGCCGACGGUCAUUCUGCCGCAAC